Messenger RNA from Triticum turgidum subsp. durum (durum wheat), 1980 nucleotides. The record is from the annotation of a GenBank genome assembly. NCBI's taxonomy places the organism in Eukaryota, Viridiplantae, Streptophyta, Magnoliopsida, Poales, Poaceae.
AUGGCGCGAGUCGAGCACGAAGAGACUACACUUGCCGGGGUGGACCGGGAAGAAGGGGGAGGUGGGGGGCAAGGGAGAAAACCAGCACAGUACCGUCUCGUCGUUCUCGAAGAACCCCAGCAAGGGAGGCGCCCCGUGGAACUCGCGGUAGAGGCGGGUGAAGGCGGGGCCGGUGAGGCGGCUGCGCCAGGGCUUGCAGACGAGGGAGGCCCGGAAGAGGCACCCGGGGUCGUCCGGCGGGAGGCGGAGGAGGAUCUCCUCGAGGAGCUCGUCCGGCAGCGUCGCCGGCGGCGGCGGCAUGGCGGGUGGAGGCGUGGGUUGUGGCCGGAAUGGAAGGAGCAACUGCUGGGUCUGCGUUCGUGGGUCAUUUCACAGGCUCACAGGGUUGGGCUCAAGUCUCAACCAGCUCCGCGUGUGUGGGGGGAUUUCUGCCAAAGUGGAACCGGGGAGGCAGCGAGACUGGGACUGGUGCGUAGUGGAGGAGCUGAUUUCUCCAAGCGGGCAGUGGCAAUGGCGUGCUACGCCGCUCUCCUGCACCAGCCGCCCGCCUCGCCGUCCCCGUGCACCUCAGGCCGCGCCGGCUCCUGCCGUGUCCGUCCGCCCCCACUCCUCCAGCGCCGAGCCCUUCCCCUGUCUGUGCGCGCUCGGAUCUCCCCCCGCUGCUCCUACGCCGCAGCCGGAGAAAGCGCCGGAGCGGGCGCCGGGGAACAGCCCGCGGCGGCGCUCCGGAGAGUGCUGGGGACGCCGGGCGCCCACCAGGCGCCCGCUUGCUACGACGCGCUCAGCGCCCGCCUCGUCGAGCGCGCGGGGUUCAGGGCCUGCUUCACGAGCGGCUUCUCAAUAUCUGCUGCAAGGCUUGGAUUGCCAGAUGUUGGUCUCAUCUCCUAUGGUGAAAUGAUAGAUCAAGGGCGUUUAAUCACUGAAGCAGUAUCGAUACCUGUCAUUGGUGAUGCUGAUAAUGGUUAUGGAAACUGUAUGAAUGUCAAGAGGACAGUGAAAGGAUUUAUUAAUGCUGGUUUUGCUGGAAUUAUUCUUGAAGAUCAGGUGUCACCAAAAGCAUGUGGACAUACACAAGGAAGGAAAGUUGUCUCAAGAGAGGAAGCGAUUAUGCACAUAAAAGCCGCUGUAGAUGCCAGGAAGGAGAGUGGCUCUGACAUUGUUAUUGUGGCAAGGACAGAUUCUCGUCAAGCUUUGUCUCUUGAUGAAGCGUUAUGGAGAGCACGAGCUUUUGCUGAUGCUGGAGCAGAUGUUCUAUUUAUUGAUGCCCUUGCCUCAAGGGAAGAGAUGAUGGCGUUUUGUGCAGUUUCACCUGGAGUUCCAAAAAUGGCCAACAUGUUAGAAGGUGGUGGUAAAACUCCUAUAUUGAGCCCUCUUGAACUUGAAGAAAUUGGUUACAAAAUCAUAGCCUACCCAUUAUCUCUAAUUGGGGUAUCAAUGCGUGCAAUGGAGGAUGCUCUUGUUGCUAUAAAAGGUGGCCGCAUACCUCCUCCAAGUAGCUUGCCAUCAUUUGAGGAGAUCAAGGAUACGCUAGGGUUUAACCGUUAUUAUGAAGAGGAAAAGCGAUACGUUGCAUCACCAGCUCAAUCAUCCUUUUGGAGUGGUAAUUAUGAUUAUACAAGUGAAGCUAGCAGUUCAGGAGACACCAAGUCCAGGACUGAGAAAUCACAAGAACCUAUUAUUGACAUACUGCCACAGCUCUAUGAUCCUGGUUCCGCUGGAGGCAGAGGUCCUUCAGGUGGGAUGUGGUCCCGCACACUUCGAUUGAAGAUUACAGGAAGAGAUGGGGUCCAGAAAAUUGAUGCCAGGAUACCUGCUGGAUUCUUAGAAGGGAUGACAAAAGUUAUUCCAGGCCUGGCUGGAACUAAUAUCAUGGAAAGGCUUCGGAACGCGCCUAUGGAUUCGGACAACCCCCAGAACGGGCAGAUACUGCUUGAUUUUGAGGACGGCAGGGGAGAUAGGAUCCAGGUUUUCAUCGCGUGA